Hyalella azteca is the source of this 1386-nucleotide messenger RNA. Its product is annotated as endonuclease G, mitochondrial-like. Gene Ontology annotation, biological process: apoptotic DNA fragmentation. Gene Ontology annotation, molecular function: nucleic acid binding; metal ion binding; RNA endonuclease activity. Gene Ontology annotation, cellular component: mitochondrial inner membrane; nucleus. The record is from RefSeq and is a predicted model, not a curated record. NCBI's taxonomy places the organism in Eukaryota, Metazoa, Arthropoda, Malacostraca, Amphipoda, Hyalellidae. The coding region runs from base 272 to 1285 and encodes 337 amino acids. The transcript has 7 exons.
UUUCAAUGAAUAACUUCAAAGAAAUCGUGACACUAAUACCAUUACUUGACUUGUACACUGAAAAGAGGUGAAGUUCCAAAAGAGAAAAUACAAGGUUUCUCAAGGUUGUGCAAUGUGCAUACUAUUUUGAUUGUGCAGUUGUACUUCCUUCAAGGUAAUCAGCCAGUAAUACAUGAUGCUUUCACCACCCAAACAGACACUACACUCUAGAAGAUGUUGAUGUGUAUGCUAUAACUAUUUCAACUUUUAGUCAAUAAUUUAUUUAUUUAUAAUGAAGUGGUGGAAAAAUUUUUCAAUUAGCAGCAGAGAAAUGCUCAAGCUGCUGAGCAUUGCUGGAGCUGCUGGAAGCAUUGGCUAUGCUUCAGCUCUUCAUCACGCAGCUAUUGAUGACCAAAGAAGGAAGUAUGAUGAUUCUGUAUUUCAAGUGGAAAGAGAUGAAUCAGUAGCUGUGUUUCCUCCAUCUCUGUUCUCACGAGUGUCUGCAGCAACAAAAGUGAAAGACUCUUUGAUUAUCCAUCAGGCAAAUGUGAUUCCUGAACCAUCUCAAAAUGCUCCCAGAAUUUCUCAGAUCAUGCGUUAUGGCUUCCCCAGCUUAUCCAACAUCCGUUCUUUAGAUGACUUUGUAUUAGCCUAUGACACACGCUUGAGGAUUCCACAGUGGGUGUUUGAACACCUCACUCCAGCCUCUGUGGCUAAAAAUGAUCAAGUGGACCGUUCAAAAUGUGACUUUCAUGAAGAUGGUUCAGUACAUCACUAUUUCAGGUCGACGAACGAGGACUGCAAGUACAGCGGGUACGACCGCGGCCACAUGGCAGCUGCUGGCAACCAUCGUCUCUCUCAGGAUAUUUGCCAGCAAACUUUUUUGCUCUCCAAUAUGGCACCGCAGGUUGGCAAAGGUUUUAACCGCGACAAAUGGAAUGAAUUAGAACAACACUGUCGGAAACUGGUGAGUCAGAGCCGCAAUGUGUACGCAUGCACUGGACCGCUGUUCCUGCCUCGCAAGGCUGAUGAUGGCAAGCUUUAUGUCAAAUAUCGGGUGCUGUGGGAUAACCACGUCGCUGUCCCCACACAGUUCUUUAAAGUUGUUGUAUGCGAGAGUGAGUCUGGCGAACUCUCCAUGGAGUCAUUUUUGAUGCCGAACGCCGCCAUUGAUGACGCCGUUCCACUGAAGACUUUCCACGUUCCGUCCGAGGUUACAGAGAGGGCUUCUGGGCUGCUGCUCUUCGACCAACUUAACAAGAAACAAUUCAAACUAAUUAAUGGAAAAACUGCUGCAUGGAUUUAGUUUAUGCUAACGGUCGUUGUUACCGAUGGAAUAUUGUUCACGAAAAUUAAUUCUGACUAGAAUUGAAAUAUUGGUUUUCACUGAUAGAACCUGCUGUAUUA